Prunus armeniaca (apricot) is the source of this 306-nucleotide messenger RNA. The record is from the annotation of a GenBank genome assembly. Lineage: Eukaryota; Viridiplantae; Streptophyta; Magnoliopsida; Rosales; Rosaceae.
AUGGCAGGAGCCAUUGACGAAUGGACAAGGGAAGAAAAUAAAGCCUUCGAGAUUGCCAUAGCCACCUACAAUAUUGAAUGCAUCGAAAAAGGGGAGUGGGAGAAAGUUUCUUUAUCUGUUCCUGGAAAAUCUGUUGAUCAAAUAAAACUACACUUUAUGCACCUAUUGAUGGAUGUGGAGGCCAUCGAUUCUGACCAAGGACCACUUCCUGAUUACAAGUAUGAUGAAGACGAGAACGAUGGUGACGAUGGAAACAAUGGUGAUCGUGGUGAUACCAAAGAGAAAGAGAUGUCGAUGGUGCCUUGA